Molecule: messenger RNA, 309 nt
Organism: Prorocentrum cordatum
Lineage: Eukaryota; Dinophyceae; Prorocentrales; Prorocentraceae
Source: the annotation of a GenBank genome assembly
AUGCUGUGGUCACAAGGGGGUCGCUGCUACUAUUCGGCGGUGCCGAUGGAAUACUCGAUUCCCAGCUCAGAUUGGCGUAUGUCGCUCGAGCGUCUCGACAACGAGCUUGGUUACAUUGUGAGCAACUGCGUAUUCGUGGCUUGUGAGUUCAACACGCCCGAUUGGAGUCGCAGGAGUCCGAGAGACACGGUGUAUGGAACAGCACAAUGGUCCAAGGAGAAGGUCGCUUGCGUAUGGGGCAGUCCUCAGGAUGAAUUCGCUGGCGUCGCAGUCGGAGGUUCGGACUUCACAGGGGCCAGUUGUGGCUGA